CCUGAUGGUGAACAUGCAAGGAGAGCAAUGCAAAAGGUGAUGGCUACGACUGGUGGGAUGGGUAUGGGACCAGGUGGCCCAGGAAUGAUUAAUAUCCCACCCAGUAUCCUAAAUAAUCCUAACAUCCCAAAUGAGAUUAUCCAUGCAUUACAGGCUGGAAGACUUGGAAGCACAGUAUUUGUAGCAAAUCUGGAUUAUAAAGUUGGCUGGAAGAAACUGAAGGAAGUAUUUAGUAUGGCUGGGGGGGGGGGUCGGGCAGAGAUUCUGGGAGAUAAAGAUGGGAAAAGUCGUGGAAUAGGCACUGUGACUUUCGAACAGUCCAUUGAAGCUGUCCAAGCUAUAUCUAUGUUUAAUGGCCAGCUGCUGUUUGAUAGACCAAUGCACGUCAAAAUGGAUGAGAGGGCCUUACCAAAGGGAGAUUUUUUCCCUCCUGAACGACCACAGCAACUUCCCCAUGGACUUGGUGGUAUUGGCAUGGGGUUAGGACCUGGAGGACAGCCUAUUGAUGCCAACCACCUUAACAAAGGCAUUGGAAUGGGAAACCUAGGGCCUGCAGGAAUGGGAAUGGAAGGCAUAGGAUUUGGAAUAAAUAAAAUUGGAGGCAUGGAAGGACCCUUUGGUGGUGGUAUGGAAAACAUGGGGCGAUUUGGAUCUGGGAUGAACAUGGGCAGAAUAAAUGGUGGAGCUGGAGGCAGUGUCCCAGGGAUCGAGAGGAUGGGCCCUGGCAUUGACCGCAUUGGCGGUGCUGGCAUGGAGCGCAUGGGCGCAGGCCUAGGCCAUGGCAUGGAUCGAGUGGGCUCUGAGAUUGAGCGUAUGGGCCUGGUCAUGGACCGCAUGGGCUCAGUAGAGCGCAUGGGCUCUGGCAUCGACCACAUGGGCCCAAUAGGUCUUGACCACAUGGCCUCCAGUAUUGAGCGCAUGGGCCAGACCAUGGAGCGCAUUGGCUCUGGCGUGGAGCGCAUGGGUGCCGGCAUGGGCUUCGGCCUGGAGCGCAUGGCCGCGCCCAUUGACCGAGUGGGCCAAACCAUUGAGCGCAUGGGCUCUGGUGUAGAGCGUAUGGGCCCUGCCAUUGAGCGUAUGGGCCUGAGCAUGGAUCGCAUGGUGCCCACAGGCAUGGGGGCCGGCCUGGAGCGCAUGGGCCCUGUGAUGGAUCGUAUGGCCACUGGCCUGGAGCGCAUGGGCGCCAACAACCUGGAGCGCAUGGGCCUGGAGCGCAUGGGAGCCAACAGUCUGGAGCGCAUGGGCCUGGAGCGAAUGGGCGCCAACAGUCUGGAGCGUAUGGGCCCGGCCAUGGGCCCAGCAUUGGGCGCUGGCAUUGAGCGAAUGGGCCUGGCCAUGGGUAGCGCUGGAGGUGCUAGCUUUGACAGAGCCAUUGAGAUGGAGCGGGGCAACUUUGGAGGAAGCUUCGCAGGUUCCUUUGGCGGAGCUGGAGGCCAUGCACCUGGAGUAGCCAGGAAGGCCUGCCAGAUAUUUGUGAGAAAUCUCCCAUUUGAUUUUACAUGGAAGAUGCUAAAGGACAAAUUCAACGAAUGUGGCCACGUGCUGUACGCCGACAUCAAGAUGGAGAACGGAAAGUCCAAGGGGUGCGGUGUGGUUAAAUUUGAGUCUCCAGAGGUGGCUGAGAGAGCCUGCCGGAUGAUGAAUGGCAUGAAGCUGAGUGGCCGAGAGAUUGAUGUUCGAAUCGAUAGAAAUGCUUAAGCAGUUGCCUUUUUUAAACAUCAAUACCAGACCUCUGAAUUUGUAUUUUUUCUUGUUAACCAUUUUAAUUUGUUGGCUGGAUGUAUAAAGAUGUUUAAAAAAUUCAGUUGCUUUUUGGGGUAAUUUGAAUUAAUUUUUUAAUGAGUGGGGUUCCAUUUGAUUGUUUGCAUUGAGAUUGCAAUGUGCGCAAUUUUUUUUGUAGUUGUGGCAUCUUGUUGACAUCGAAUAUGACUUUGAUAAUAAAUACCAGUUGCUGAAA
Molecule: messenger RNA, 1957 nt
Organism: Cricetulus griseus (Chinese hamster)
Lineage: Eukaryota; Metazoa; Chordata; Mammalia; Rodentia; Cricetidae
Source: RefSeq, a predicted model, not a curated record